CUCUCUUUCCCCUCUUCUUUUCUCCUCUCAGCCUCCCACAACACGCGGCAGAAAGCAUACAAAAUCGCUCUCAUCAUGAACUGCCCCAUCCCCCAAGACCAGCUCGACGAGAUCUACGCCUUUGCUAUCGAUCUCGCCCGCAAAGCAGGCAAACUCCUGCUCGAACGCAUCGGCGAGCGCAACGUCGACCAGAUCUACACCGAGAAGGAAAACGCGGUAGACUUGGUGACUCAGACAGACGAAGAUGUCGAAUCCUUAAUCAAAACCGCCAUCCAAACCAAGUACCCCACGCACAUGUUCCUUGGCGAAGAAACGUACGCAAAAGGCCAGUCUCGGGAAUACCUCAUCGACGAACAGCCAACAUGGUGUGUUGAUCCCUUAGACGGGACUGUCAACUUCACACACGCCUUCCCCAUGUUCUGUGUCUCCAUCGGAUUCAUUGUCAACCACUACCCCGUUAUAGGGGUUAUCUACGCACCCCUCCUAGACCAACUGUUUUCAUCGUGCCUUAACCGCGGCGCGUGGUUGAAUGAGAAGCGCCAGCUCCCGCUUAUUCGGAAGCCCUCUAUCCCUCCAAUGCCUAGCAACGCACCGUCGAAAUGCAUAUUUGCCUGUGAAUGGGGCAAGGACCGUCGCGAUAUCUCAGACGGGAAUCUCCAUCGAAAGAUUGAAAGCUUUCUUAAUCUGGCUGCGGAGCGCGGUGGGCGUGGUGGUAAAGGUGGGAUGGUGCAUGGCGUGAGGAGCCUAGGGAGUGCGACGAUGGAUUUGGCGUAUACGGCGAUGGGGUCAGUAGAUAUUUGGUGGGAGGGAGGUUGUUGGGAGUGGGAUGUGGCUGCUGGUAUUGCGAUCCUACUUGAAGCUGGAGGGUUGGUAACGACGGCGAAUCCGCCUGACGACUUACACGCGCCCAUUGAACCAGUCAAGCUAGGGAGCCGGUUAUACUUGGCUAUUCGGUGGGUGCCCUAGCCCUUACAUUUCGAAAUCAUACUGAUCGUGUAGACCUGCUGGUUCCACAGCGACAGAAACAGGGCGGGAGACGCAGGAAAGAACAGUGCGAGAGGUCUGGCGCCGAGUUCGACAGCUAGAUUAUAAUAGACCAGGGGUAUAAA
Messenger RNA from Talaromyces proteolyticus, 1109 nucleotides. Its product is annotated as protein qutG. The coding region runs from base 76 to 966 and encodes 296 amino acids. Gene Ontology annotation, biological process: inositol metabolic process; phosphatidylinositol phosphate biosynthetic process; signal transduction. Gene Ontology annotation, molecular function: inositol monophosphate 1-phosphatase activity. The record is from RefSeq and is a predicted model, not a curated record. NCBI's taxonomy places the organism in Eukaryota, Fungi, Ascomycota, Eurotiomycetes, Eurotiales, Trichocomaceae. The transcript is spliced from 3 exons.